AUGUCGUCCAACGGUGCGAAGGGGCAACCCUCAGGCGCAACUCGUCUGAGGGAAAUGCUCUCCGAUCCCUCCAAAACGGUCGUAGCUCCCGGCGUCUACGAUGGUCUCACAGCCCGUCUUGCCCUCGAGGCAGGCUACGACUGUCUAUACAUGGUAAGCAGUACGCCAUCUAGCUAUCACCACAUCCACGCUGACCUCCAUGUUCGACAGACCGGCGCCGGCACAGCCAUGUCUCGCCUCGGAAUGGCAGACCUCGGUUUAACAACCUUCAACGACAUGGUCCAGAACGCCGGCAUGAUCGCCUCCAUCAACCCUUCUAUCCCCGUAAUAGCAGACGCAGACACCGGCUACGGCGGGCCCAUCAACAUCGCUCGAACAGUUACCUCCUAUGCCCGAGCAGGCGUAGCAGCUUGCCAUAUCGAAGACCAGGUCCAAGAGAAGAGAUGCGGCCAUCUCAGCGGCAAAUUGCUCGUGAGCAGAGAAGUGUAUUACAAUCGUCUGCGAGCAGCCUGCAAAGCCCGAGACGAAUCAAGAGAUGAUAUCCUCAUCAUUGCGCGAACAGAUGCGAGAGCUGGAAAGGAUAGCGAAGGAAAUGGCGGGUUUGAGGAAGCCAUCACCCGGUUGAAAGGAGCCGCAGAGGUCGGUGUCGACGCUCUAUUCUUCGAAGCGAUCCAAGAUCUCGACGAAGCGAAGAAAGUCAUAUCCCUCCUGCCUAAGAUCCCGGUGCUUCUGAAUAUGGUGCAAAACGGCCGGACGCCCUUGGUGAGCAACGAAGAGGCGAACAAGAUGGGCUUCAGAAUCGUCAUUUGGCCGACAAUGGGAUUGGAAGCCGUCGUGCCGGCGUUCAGGCAUUCCUUGGCGACGAUGAAGAAAACAGGUCAGCCGCCCAAAGAGCACAACAUCGGACCAGCUGGUUUGUUUGAGGUCUGUGGAUUGAAGGAUCUUAUGGCAUUCGACGAGAGCGUUGGUGGCAAGGCGUAUCAAUAA
This is a messenger RNA of Lecanosticta acicola, 987 nucleotides long. The record is from the annotation of a GenBank genome assembly. NCBI's taxonomy places the organism in Eukaryota, Fungi, Ascomycota, Dothideomycetes, Mycosphaerellales, Mycosphaerellaceae.